CCUGGUUUUGGCAAGAUAGGUUGUAGUUUCUCGGAGUUGGGUGGUUGGGAGGUUUAAUUUCGUGUGUUGUGUUGUCUUCAAUCAACAUCGGACACUCGAAUAAUUUCCAUAUUUCAAGUCGAGUCAUGUUUCACUGCGGCCUACUCUUAGUGUUAUUCGACGUUUUUUUCGAUGCUGUCGGUGGCGUAACUCAAUUGGAGGUUGACAGGCAUUUGCAACUCGGGAGGGACUUUCUUGCGAAAGGGCAACUUCAAGAUGCCCUUUUACAGUAUCAUGCCGCAGUUGAGGGGGAUCCCAACAACUACUUAACGUACUAUAAAAGAGGCACCGUUUAUUUGGCAUUAGGGAAAGCUAAAUUUGCUCUGCUUGAUCUGGAAAAAGUUUUAGACUUGAAACCAGAUUUCACGGCUGCAAGAUUACAACACGGAAUUGUUUUGCUCAAACAAGGACAACUGGAUGGGGCAACAAAUGAUUUUUUGGAUGUGGGAAAGGAAUUUUCAGUCAAGAUGAUAGAGCCGUUGCGAGAGGAAAUAGCGACGGCGAAGACGUUGGUGAAGAGAGGCGACUGUGCCUCUGCAGUGCCGCUGAUUACGAGGAUCAUAGAAUCGUGUCCGUGGUCCCCGUCGCUCAGGGAACUCAGAGCCGAGUGCCACGUGGCUCUCGGCGAUUACAUGAAUGCCAUUUCCGACAUUCGAUCGACGACCAAAUUGCUCUCGGACAACACGGAGGGUUAUUUCAAGCUCUCCUCGCUCCUCUAUCGGCUGGGCCAAGUCGACGAGGCAUUAAAAGAAAUACGAGAGUGUCUCAAGUUGGAUCCUGAGCACAAAGAGUGCUUUCCGUUUUACAAGAAGGUGAAAAAAGUCGCGAAACUUUUGAGCGACGCAACGACCGCGCAGGAGGUAAAAGACAGUGGCGACUGUAUUCGAUUUGCGAAUCGCGUUCUCCAGCAGGAGGCCACAGUUAAAAAUGUCCGAUACACGGCUCUGCAUCUCCUCUGCAAAUGUUACGCGGCCGACAAUAAAGUUUCGGACGCGAUCAAAAGCUGCGACGAAGCAUUCCGGAUACGGAAGGAGCCCGGCAUUCUCUGCGACCGAGCCGAGGCCUAUCUAGCCGGCGAAAUGUAUGACGACGCAAUAAGAGACUACAAGGAAGCCCUCGAGUUGGAUCCACACUUUCAGCGAGCAAGUGAAGGUCUCCAGCGCGCCCAGCAGCGUCAGAAGCUCUCGGAAUCGCGAGAUUACUACAAAAUUCUCGAUGUGCCGCGAACCGCCUCGAAGCGGGAGAUUGUCAAGGCUUACCGAAAGGCGGCUCAGAAGUGGCAUCCGGACAAUUUUCAGGAUGGCGAGGAGAAAAAACGAGCCGAAAAAAAGUUCAUCGAUAUCGCGGCAGCCAAAGAGGUUUUGACCGACGAGGAGAAACGGGAAAAAUUCGAUCGGGGCGAGGAUCCCCUUGAUCCCGAGUCGGGAAAGCAUCAGCAAGGAUUCAAUCCUUUCCGUGAAUUCCACCACUUCCAUGGUUCCCCAUUCCAGUUCAAAUUCCACUUCAAUUAGGGCCAGAAAACAAAAAAACUGGAACUGGAAUUAGAACUGAAAUCACGUCCCGGGAAUUCUUGAAAAACUCGCAAAAGUCACUCUUUCUCAGUGAUAAGUGAAAAGAUAAAAGGUGUACCUGCGAGAUAUCUAGAACUUUUAAAAUUUAAAUAAUUUUAAUUUUAGGUAAAGAAAAAAGAUUUAUAUUGAUUGUGUUGGUCGAUGGGAGGGAUCAGCAAUCGAAAAUGCCGUGAAUUCCGCUUCCUUUAGGAAUUGAGGGCCAGGAUUCUUUAACAAAUUUCUCUCUUCUUACUUUCAAUUUUCUCUCUCUGUCUCCAUAAUUUAGCCAAUUUUCUGCAGAUAAUUUCAUGAAAUUUGCAGUAUUGUUUUCUACGAUUGGUAGGAAAAAAAUAAUUUAUCAAGAUCUUUGUUUGAACGGAAGAUAUUUAUUUUUAGCUGAGAUAUUGCAGAGAUGAAUUUAUAUCUUCAAAAUGAUUGGGAGUCGAGCGAAUUUUGAGUUAUCAAAUAUUUUCAGGGAGAAGGAAUUAUUUAAAAUAAAUUCGAGAGAUUUUUUUUUUUUU
This is a messenger RNA of Belonocnema kinseyi, 2110 nucleotides long. It is a transcript of the gene P58IPK, whose product is annotated as dnaJ homolog subfamily C member 3. Gene Ontology annotation, molecular function: misfolded protein binding; protein-folding chaperone binding. The coding region runs from base 126 to 1550 and encodes 474 amino acids. The record is from RefSeq and is a predicted model, not a curated record. Gene Ontology annotation, cellular component: endoplasmic reticulum. NCBI's taxonomy places the organism in Eukaryota, Metazoa, Arthropoda, Insecta, Hymenoptera, Cynipidae. The transcript is spliced from 7 exons. Gene Ontology annotation, biological process: protein folding in endoplasmic reticulum.